Messenger RNA from Hevea brasiliensis (rubber tree), 797 nucleotides. Its product is annotated as probable inositol transporter 3. The transcript is spliced from 2 exons. Bases 69 to 401 code for a protein of 110 amino acids. The record is from RefSeq and is a predicted model, not a curated record. Lineage: Eukaryota; Viridiplantae; Streptophyta; Magnoliopsida; Malpighiales; Euphorbiaceae.
UCGGUUUCCUUGUGGCCUUAUCGGUUGUAUUUAUCGAAGCUUCUUCCCAUGCUCCUAAGGUUAGUGCAAUGGAGACUGCACAGUUUGGGAAAAACUCUGCUUGUCCCAAAUACCUGACCUUGUCAGAUACAUCAAAAUGGAGCUGCAUGUCCUGUUUGAACGCAGAUUGUGGUUUCUGUGCUAAUGCAGCCAGCGAAUUUCAACCUGGAGCAUGCUUGGCUGACACCAAGGCCUUAAAAAGCACAUGUCAUGCACAACAUCGGGUGUUUUUCGAGAAGGGUUGUCCAAGUAAAUUUGGAUUUCUUGCUGUCGUACUCCGUGGACUCUAUAUAAUUGCUUAUGCACCUGGAAUGGGUACUGCACCAUGGAUUGUGAAUUCAGAAAUUUACCCAUUGAGAUAGAGAGGCAUUGGUGGAGGGAUUGCUGCAGUGUCGAACUGGGCUUCAAAUCUUAUAGUUAGUGAAACAUAUUUAACUCUGACUGAGCAUCUUGGAGCUGGUGGUACCUUUUUCCUAUUUGCUGCAAUUUCCUGCGUUGGACUUGCAUGCAUCUUCUGGUUUGUUCCUGAAACCAAAGGCCUACAAUUUGAGGAGGUUGAGAAAAUCUUAGAGGAAGGAUACAGGCCAGAUUUGUGUGGAGGAAAGAAAAAGAGGAAGAAUGUCGAUACUGUAUAAUUCUGAAGAAGCUUGAGCUGAAAGUGAGAGACAAAAAUUGCAGACUUGCAGUACCUAUUACAAUUCCUAUAAUUAUUGUCAAUGGUAUUCCGCGUUUUUAAUGAGGAAGGAAUCCUAUUGCUC